This is a messenger RNA of Lingula anatina, 1746 nucleotides long. Its product is annotated as large neutral amino acids transporter small subunit 4-like. The record is from RefSeq and is a predicted model, not a curated record. Lineage: Eukaryota; Metazoa; Brachiopoda; Lingulata; Lingulida; Lingulidae.
AUGGCAGACACCAUGUGUUGGAAAGUAUUCCGUGUCUUCUUCGGCAUCCUCGAAGCUGCUGUCUACUCUGCCACGAUAACCGGAUGGCCAGCCUUCAUGUACAUAUUCAUAGAGGAAGGGUUUUAUUAUUCCCGCUGUGACUUCGAUAUUGUAGCCAAUGCUAGUUAUAACAUGACGAGUUCUGGUUGUACUGGCCUUGGCAACUGCACGCAAGACACAACCGGAGAAGACCUUGUCCUUAAGUGCACCGAACAAGAAGAGAUGCUGAACUUAGUUUACACUGUCUCUCUAAUCGGUUUAGGGGCCCUUUUUAUACUUGGUUAUGUCUAUGAUCAUUGUGGUUCAGUCUGUUUGAGGAUCAUAUCUAUACACAGUGUGGAAUUAAUAAAUAGUCGCUUUACAGAAACAGAGUGGCUGUUAUUCCCCGGGGCCAUAUUUAACCUGAUGGGAGGGUUACAGUUGGCUUUAACUGACGUCCAGGUGGCAGUGCUAUUUCCUAAGUUAAAGGCGACACUCAUCUGUUUGGUUUCCGGUGCCACAGACGUUAGCGGUUUUGUCCCUAUACUCUUAAAGAUGGCGUACCAGGCUGGAGUGUCGUACAAGAUGUGCAUGUUCACCUUUGCCGGUAUCAUACUUCUAAUGUCUUCUGUCAACACAAUCACCCUUCCUCCUAGACAGGAUGAAGACGGGAACAACAUUGACAUAGCCUGUUGUUUUAAGAUACGCAAACGCAAUAGAUUUACUAAGGGAGUUUCUAAACAUGACAAGGAAGGUUGUUUCACUGUCAUUGACAAGGUUAAUAAAAAUGACGUGGACGAAUCUGCUGUUAAUGAACAACUCGUCAAAGCAAACGAGGAGGCAAGUGUGGAGCCUGAUGACAUAAAUUGCCACAAUGCGUUGAAUAUGAACACUACUUACCAACAUUAUAUUAAUGCCAAUCGCAAGGAAACGUGUUUUGACGGAAGUGCCCCGAUGAUCCACGGAGUGGGAAACCCUGACAGCAAAAAAGAUGACGAAAGCACUAACAUCGGUGUAUUACAUGGCACACUACUGAUUCUGAAAAGUACCACAUUUUGGGUGCUGAUGCUAUGGCUUAUAUGCCAGGACACCGUCAUUAUCACAUACGACGGUUGUUUUUAUGCGAUCAUCAGUUACUACGGAAACAAUGUCAAAAACACAGUAAGUACGUAUACGGACGUGUAUUCCUGGUUCCAAGUGAGUUCUCUGUUCUGGGCAUUGUUGACUGGUUUGAUGCUGGAUAAGCUUGUUGCCAAGACAACAAAAGACGACAAAACGCACUGCUUUGUGGUUCCAUUUUUCUUGACUGUGGCGGCAGGCAUCGUUGUAUCCAUAGCUUGUGUCAUCCCCAUUAUCGAAAUGCAGUUUGUGGCCAUUUUAUUUCAGUGCAUAUUCAAAUCCGGAACUUUCGCCGUGCAUUUAGCUUUUCUGGAGGCUGCGUUUCCAAAAGAACACUUUGGAAAGGCAUUGGGAAUACAAGUCACCGUCAGUAGUUUGCUGACCUUCAUAGAAUUACCAAUAUUUUCAUGGUACAAUUGGGAGUACUAUUUCUGGGAAUAUGCUGCACGGCCAGCUGUCUGCCAAUAUACCUACUUUGGCUUCGAUUUCGCUCCACGAGGUCUAACAGCUCUGCGAUUUAGAAUAUCGGCGUUGAAAAACAGCUGCCAAAAUGGCGGAGUAGAACAUGUGGUGGCACUGGGGUGGACGAAUGAUCCAGAGCCACAAUAG